AUCCACAGGCUAAACCGGUGCCCCAGAGUCGAAUCAUUGUAUCAGCAAGGUUCCUGAAACCCAUCAAAGAGCCCUGUUCGAUUUUCGUGGUAGCGAAUGGUGAUGUGUUGACCCCAGCAUUAAGACUGCUGAUACCCCAACGGAUACUGGGCCAAUACGACAGGGUUCUGGAGAUGAUCACGGACAAAAUGGGUUUGAGAAUCCUGGGGUGUGUACGAAGCCUUUACACUUUUGAUGGAAAUCAUGUGAACGAGGGAAAGGACUUGGAGAGUGGACAGUUUUACGUGGCUGUUGGGAGAGACAAGUUUAAAAGACUUCCCUACAGUGACCUUCUGUUCACCAAACCAAGCGGCAUACGAAGGACGACAGGAUCCAAAGCUUCCUCAUUACCUCCCAUAUACACAUCUGGAAAGCAGAACAGAAACAGUUUGACGGUGCACCACAGUAAGUCUAUGUGGCGGUGCAGAGAGCCAGCAGACGCCAAGAUGUCUGCGCACGAUACGGACCGCACGUCGUCCAUCGUCAGGCAGAUCUCCCAGCAGAGACUCAUGAUCCUCAGGAAGAGGAGGAGUGGUCUCAGUAUCUCCCUGGGAACACAGGACAACG
Oncorhynchus keta (chum salmon) is the source of this 606-nucleotide messenger RNA. Its product is annotated as doublecortin domain-containing protein 2-like. The annotation marks the transcript as partial. The transcript is spliced from 5 exons. Lineage: Eukaryota; Metazoa; Chordata; Actinopteri; Salmoniformes; Salmonidae. Gene Ontology annotation, cellular component: microtubule organizing center; microtubule; axoneme. The record is from RefSeq and is a predicted model, not a curated record. Gene Ontology annotation, biological process: cilium assembly; intracellular signal transduction; regulation of cilium assembly.